AUGGCUCAUAAGGGCGCAUUCGAAGCAGUCGACAGAACAUCUAGAGAUAUCAAGAAUUGUGAGGAACUGUUGUUUGGGGGAGCAAUAGUUGUAUUGGCAGAUAUUGGAAAUGGGGCAAUUACUUCAGAUAUACAGGAUCAGAAAAUCAGUCUACCGGAAGAAUUAUGUAUAUAUGUGAAUACAGCAGAAGAAUUAUUCAGUUCAGUAUAUUCUGAACUAUCAGAACACUACAGGAAUUUCGACUGGCUUCGUGAACGGGCUAUAUUAGCUCCGCUAAAUGAUGAGCUGAAAAAAAUAAAAAAUAUUCAAAAGAUUUCUGAGAAAAGCAUUGAUUUUCUUGGAAAAGGAUCUUGGCAUGAACAAUAUCGUAAUAGUGCUUGGAUUUUUGUUGGAGGUCUAUCCUAUGAUUUGACAGAAGGCGAUGUACUAUGCGUAUUCUCACAAUAUGGAGAAAUUGUUACCAUUAAUUUGAUCAGAGACAGAAAGACGGGAAGAUCUAAGGGAUACUGUUUCAUUUGCUACCAAGAUCAAAGAAGCACUGAUUUGGCCGUAGAUAAUUUUAAUGGAAUUCAGAUUUUAUCUCGUACGAUCAAGGUUGAUCACGUGGAGAACUAUAGAAUUCCUGAAGAGCACGAAGAAGACGACGAGCUCACCAAAAAACUUAAAUUUGAAGGGUUGUUGGGAAUAAAUGAAAAGGAAAUUUUUAAUUCCAAAAAUAAGAGACACCGUUCUAAUAAACAUUAG
Octopus sinensis (East Asian common octopus) is the source of this 744-nucleotide messenger RNA. RefSeq names its product RNA-binding motif protein, X-linked 2-like. NCBI's taxonomy places the organism in Eukaryota, Metazoa, Mollusca, Cephalopoda, Octopoda, Octopodidae. The coding region runs from base 1 to 744 and encodes 247 amino acids. The record is from RefSeq and is a predicted model, not a curated record. Gene Ontology annotation, biological process: mRNA splicing, via spliceosome. Gene Ontology annotation, molecular function: RNA binding. Gene Ontology annotation, cellular component: U2 snRNP; catalytic step 2 spliceosome; precatalytic spliceosome. The transcript is spliced from 6 exons.